AAACUCAUGGUGGCUUGUUUUACUUGCGUAGAGCGACCCCUAUCAUCUAAACACUUGUUCGUCGUUGUAUUCGGCUAGAACGCAAAGAGAAAGCACUGGUUAUGAAACCAAGGUUGCUGUAUUCAUUAAAUGUUACGAUAAUUUGCAGUGUGGCGAAUGGGUAUUGACAACUUCUGCAGCGUGGACGGUUCCGAUCCAUUUUGGGACUGGAAUCGUACAUGGCAGUCCGACAACCCAGAUCUGACGCCGUGCUUUCAAAACACUCUCCUGGUGUGGGUCCCCUGCCUCUACCUCUGGAUUUCUGCCCCGUUCUACUUCCUAUACCUCAAAUUUAAUGAUCAUGGAUACAUUUGCAUGACCCACCUCAACAAAGCCAAAACUGCAUUCGGUUUUUUACUAUGGAUUAUCUGCUGGGCAGAUGUGUUCUAUUCUUUCUGGGAAAGAGGCCAAGGACAGGCCCUUGCGCCUGUCUAUUUAGUCAGUCCCACGCUACUUGGCAUUACAAUGUUGCUGGCAACAUUCUUUAUCCAGUAUGAGCGGUUUAAGGGGGUCCAAUCAUCUGGCGUGAUGCUGAACUUCUGGUUCAUCGCUGUGGUGUGUGCCACAGUGUCCUUCCGCUCCAAAAUACUGCAGGCUCUCAAUGAGCCCUCCACUGUGGUGGUGUUCAGAUACACCACUUUCUACAUCUACUACACCCUUCUGCUCAUCUCUCUUUUCCUGUCCUGCCUCUCUGACCGGCCCCCUCUCUUCUCACAAGCCGUGAAGGACCCGAAUCCAUGCCCAGAAUUUGGAGCCUCAUUCUUGUCAAAGAUAACAUUUUGGUGGAUAAACAAAUUAAUGGUGCUGGGCUUCAAAAGACCCUUGGAGGAGAAGGAUCUUUGGUCUCUGAACUCAGAGGACCGCUCCCAGAAAGUGGUUCCCCAGCUGGUGCGACGCUGGGACUUUGAGUGCAACAAGGUCAAAAGGCCCUCAGAGAAGACACUGUAUUCCCCCAAGCGGCCGGUGAUGGGCGAGAAAAAGGACGCGCGUCCGCUGGAAGAGUCUGAGAUUCUCCUGGUGAAGACCAUGCAGAAGACAGGCGAGCCCUCGCUCUUUAGGGCCCUCUGCCGCACCUUUGGCCCCUACUUCCUGGUCAGCACUGUCUACAAGAUCGUCCACGACGUCCUCAUGUUUGUAGGGCCCGAGAUCCUAAAGCAGCUGAUUCAGUUUGUGAACGACACCAGCGCCCCUUCCUGGCAAGGCUACUUCUACACGGCACUGCUGUUUGUGUGCUCCUGCGUGCAGACGCUCAUCCUGCAGCGCUACUUCCACGUGUGCUUUGUCACGGGCAUGCGGCUCCGCACCGCCAUCAUCGGCGCCGUCUACAGGAAGGCCCUGGUCAUCACCAACGCGGCACGGCGGACAUCCACAGUGGGGGAGAUCGUGAACCUGAUGUCUGUGGAUGCCCAACGCUUCAUGGAGCUCAUUACUUACAUCAACAUGGUCUGGUCAGCCCCUUUGCAAGUGGUACUUGCCCUCUACUUCCUCUGGCAGAAUCUUGGACCAUCUGUUCUGGCUGGUGUUGCUGUGAUGGUGCUUAUGGUGCCAAUUAAUGCUGUCAUCGCCAUGAAGACCAAAGCCUACCAGGUGGCUCAGAUGAAAAACAAAGACGGGCGCAUCAAGCUGAUGAACGAGGUUCUGAACGGCAUCAAGGUGCUCAAGCUCUAUGCCUGGGAGCUGGCCUUCAGGGACAAGGUGACGGCUAUCAGAGAGAGCGAGCUGCGCGUGCUCAAGAAGAUCGCUUAUCUGGGCGCUGUGUCCACCUUCACCUGGGUCUGCGCUCCCUUCCUGGUGGCCCUGUCCACUUUCGCCGUGUACGUGCUUGUGGACGAUAACAACGUGCUGGAUGCUCAAAAGGCCUUUGUCUCCCUGGCGCUGUUCAACAUCCUGCGUUUCCCUCUCAACAUGCUGCCCAUGGUCAUCAGCAGCAUGGUCCAGGCCAGCGUGUCCAUGAAGCGCCUGCGAGUCUUCCUGUCCCACGAGGAGCUGGACGAGGACAGCGUGGAUCGCAAAGCCAUCACUGGAUCUCCAGACAGCAUCAGUAUUGUGGAUGGUUCUUUCAGCUGGUCCAAAGGGGAUGACCCCGCUUUGAAGAGGAUUAACGUGCAUAUCCCAGAAGGCUCCCUGGUGGCGGUGGUGGGUCAUGUGGGCUGUGGGAAGUCAUCGCUGCUCUCUGCUCUGCUGGGGGAGAUGCACAAACAGGAAGGGUCCGUCAGCAUCAAGGGCUCAGUGGCCUACGUGCCCCAGCAGGCCUGGAUCCAGAAUGCCACCCUGCGAGACAACAUCGUCUUCGGGCAUGAGAAAAAGGACAUGUGGUACCAGCGGGUGGUGGAUUCCUGUGCCCUCCUGCCCGACCUGGAGAUCCUGCCUGGAGGAGAUGCCACUGAGAUCGGAGAGAAGGGUGUUAAUCUGUCAGGUGGUCAGAAGCAGCGGGUGAGCCUGGCUCGGGCAGUGUACUGUGACUGUGCCGUCUACCUGCUGGAUGACCCUCUGUCGGCCGUGGACGCCCACGUGGGAAAGCACAUCUUCGAAAAGGUCAUCGGUCCUCAGGGCCUGCUCCAGGGGAGGACGCGUGUUUUGGUGACCCAUGGGCUGAGCUUCCUGCCCCAGGUCGACCUCAUCCUCGUGAUGGUGGACGGCGAGAUCACGGAGGCUGGCUCCUACACGGAGCUGCUGGGCCGACAGGGGGCCUUCGCCGACUUUGUCCACACCUACGCCAACGCCGAACAGACCGAAGAUGAAACGGACUCUGCCCCUCGGAAAGGCCUGGAAAAUGGAGGUCCUGUGACCUUGUUGGGACAGAGCCAGAGCACGCUGACCGCUGCGGGCUCGGCCAAGUCCCUGCUGAAGGCCGAGAGUGCUGGAGAGGGGGCCAAGAAGAAUUUCAGGUCCCCCGAGGCUGCCAAGCUGACGGAGGCGGACAAAGCCAACACCGGCCGGGUGAAGCUUGCCGUUUUCUGGGAGUACAUGAAGGCCAUCGGAGUGUGCCUAUCGCUGACCAGCGUCUUCCUCUUCUUCGUGCACCACCUGGCCUCUCUGGGCUCCAACUACUGGCUCAGCCUCUGGACGGAUGACCCCGUCAUCAACGGCACGCAGCCCAAUCGCAACAUGCGCCUGGGGGUGUACGGAGCACUGGGCCUCUCCCAGGGUGUGGCAGUGUUCCUCUACUCUGUGUCCGUGUCCAUUGGAGGUGUGCUAGCGUCGCGCUACCUUCACGAGACCAUGCUCUACAACGUGCUGCGCUCCCCCAUGUCCUUCUUCGAGCGCACGCCCAGCGGGAACCUGGUCAACCGCUUUGCCAAGGAGACGGACACCAUCGACUCGGUCAUCCCCAGCAUCAUCAAGAUGUUCCUGGGCUCCAUGUUCAACGUGCUCAGCUCCUGCGCCAUCAUUCUCUUCGCCACGCCGUUCGUGGCCAUCAUCAUCCCACCCCUGGGUCUCCUCUACUUCUUUGUUCAGCGUUUCUAUGUGGCCUCCUCGCGGCAGCUGAAGCGCUUGGAGUCGGUGAGCCGCUCACCCGUCUACACGCACUUUAACGAGACGCUGCUGGGCACCAGCGUCAUCCGGGCCUUCGGCGAACAGCAGCGCUUCAUCCGCGAGAGUGACAGCCGUGUGGACCACAACCAGAAGGCCUACUACCCCGGCAUUGUGGCCAAUCGGUGGCUGGCCGUCAGACUGGAGUUCGUGGGGAACUGCAUUGUGGUGUUCGCCGCACUCUUCGCCGUGAUGGCCAGAAAUAGCCUGAGUCCUGGGCUCAUGGGUCUGGCCAUCUCCUAUGCCCUGCAGGUCACCGCUUCUCUGAACUGGCUGGUGCGGAUGUCCUCGGAGUUGGAGACCAACAUUGUGGCGGUGGAGAAGGUGAAGGAGUAUGGAGACACAGAGAAGGAGGCGUCCUGGAGGCUGGAGAGUUCUAAGCUGCCCUCUGGCUGGCCCACGGUCGGACACAUCGAGAUCUGCGACUUCGGCCUGCGCUACAGAGAGGACCUGGAGCUGGCCAUCCGAAACAUCUCCGUCACCAUCGAGGGCGGAGAGAAGGUGGGCAUAGUUGGGCGCACGGGAGCAGGCAAGUCCUCGCUCACCCUGGGCCUCUUCCGCAUCAUUGAGUCGGCACAGGGGGAGAUCCAGAUCGACGGGGUCAACAUCUCCCAGCUGGGCCUCCACGACCUCCGCUCCCGCAUCACCAUCAUCCCACAGGACCCAGUGCUGUUCUCGGGCACUCUCCGUAUGAACCUGGACCCGUUUGAUGGCUACUCUGAUGAGGAGGUGUGGAGAGCUCUGGAGCUCGCCCACCUGAAGAACUUCGUCUCUGGUCUGCCGGACAAACUCAACCACGAAUGCUCUGAAGGUGGAGAAAACCUCAGUUUGGGCCAGCGACAGCUGGUCUGCCUGGCUCGCGCUCUCCUCCGCAAGACCAAGAUCCUGGUCCUGGACGAGGCCACAGCAGCCGUGGACUUGGAGACGGACAACCUGAUCCAGUCCACCAUCCGCACCCAGUUUGAGGACUGCACUGUCCUGACCAUUGCCCACAGGCUCAACACCAUCAUGGACUACACCAGGGUUCUGGUUCUGGACAAAGGCCAGGUGGCAGAGUUCGGGUCACCAUCCAGUCUCAUCGCCCAGAAAGGGAUCUUUUACAAGAUGGCCAAAGACUCUGGCCUGGUGUGAAAGUGACUUGAGGAGGAGCAGAAGAUGCUGAGCUGGCCAGUUCUCCUUCUCUCCCCUCCCCCUCUCCCUUCCUCCCUUCCCAGACCAAGCCUGUAGGCAGGGUGUGUGGGGACUUGGUGUGCAAUCCCAGUCCCACUUCAUUCCACAAGCUCAUAAAAUAGUGUCUGCUCUCCCUCCCAACUGCACCUCUGCUCAUUGUCUUUGUAUUCUACCCAUCAUUGCUUUCUUUUCCUCCAUUUUUUUUUUUCACCAUCUCUCUUUCCCCUUUCAUUACAUCAUCUCUUUUUUUCUGUCUUCAUGUCCACUCUACAACAGCUGCUUUUUUAGAAACCAGGAGUUUCGCUUUGGAGACGCACCGCUUCGGAGAAUCACCGAAUGUGUGGUUUUCUGCGCAGGCACCUCUGUGUGUGGAGUUGUAGUGCUAUUUCUUAUUCUCUUCUUUUUAACUCCAGAUCAAGAUGCCUGGUCAUACAAGAAUAUGAUUGUGGACCAUGUCUAUCAGCUGCGGCUGCCAUUUGCAAGCUUCCUGUCUUGGGAAUGCCGUCAGUUGAUGACGAGGUGCUUGGACGGCCCUGGGAUUUCUCCCCAGUGCAAUAUUCUGCCUUAAUACUGGCAGACCAAACAGAGACACACACACACACACACACACACACACACACACACAUAUAAACACAUGCACACACAGAUCCAACCAAAACAGGAGUAUGUCAACUCCCUGCCAGGCUGUCUGAUGUAUCCACAGUGCUGGAGGAGUCCCAACCACCAUGAUUGGGUCUUGAGUGGGUCCAGACUACCCAGAGGAGAGGAGAGCAGACUACAGCCACCUGCUUUAAUAAAGUGGUGACUUGUUUCAAGUGAUGAAUGUACACUCCUCAGUUACCAAUUGCAAUCAUUUCUCAGCUUGGCAUACAAAUGUUUUUUUGUUUGUUUGAUUUCUGUGGUAAAUAUUCCAAAUAAUGUCACUGGUGCAAUCUACUGUAGCCCAAACGCCUCUGAAAGCGCAGCACAGAGGUACAAGUUUGUGUGUGUUCUUUUUCAAAAGGUGAAAACGCUUCAAGUCAGAGACUAUUGGUCUGUUUGAUAUUUGCUCGUGAGUUUCGAGGCAUUGGAAACCCACGGAGUGCAUAGUACGCUCUGUUUCCGCACGUCGUUGGUCAGUUGCUCAUUUGUACUGGCGUUCUUCUGCGUCGUUGUUAUACUCAUAUCAGAUGAACGUACUUUUAGGCUCCAGGGUGGUAUCUUAAGCUAACACAAAACACUGGAGCUCAGAAGAGUAUCUUUUUGUUUAUUUGUAGCCUUUUGAUAUGUAUUUUACAAGAUGGAGUCAAGCUGUCAACACUCGGCUUGAGUUACUGUGGCAGAACUUUGGAAAAACACAUACAAACAUGCUGUUACAUAUUUAUAUUAUUUGUAUUUGUGCUUAUUAUGAUUAAUAUUAUUUCAUAUUGUAUACAUGCACUAGUUUUAAGUGUGCUUAAUUUCAUAACAGGAAUCAAAUGUAUAAAGAAGAAAAAAAUAAACUGUUUUUCUUAAUA
Messenger RNA from Alosa sapidissima (American shad), 6239 nucleotides. RefSeq names its product ATP-binding cassette, sub-family C (CFTR/MRP), member 1 (gene abcc1). Gene Ontology annotation, biological process: xenobiotic transport; glutathione transmembrane transport. Gene Ontology annotation, cellular component: basolateral plasma membrane. Lineage: Eukaryota; Metazoa; Chordata; Actinopteri; Clupeiformes; Clupeidae. The transcript is spliced from 31 exons. The coding region runs from base 157 to 4704 and encodes 1515 amino acids. Gene Ontology annotation, molecular function: ABC-type xenobiotic transporter activity; ATP hydrolysis activity; glutathione transmembrane transporter activity. The record is from RefSeq and is a predicted model, not a curated record.